This is a messenger RNA of Ziziphus jujuba (common jujube), 795 nucleotides long. Its product is annotated as MLP-like protein 329. The record is from RefSeq and is a predicted model, not a curated record. Lineage: Eukaryota; Viridiplantae; Streptophyta; Magnoliopsida; Rosales; Rhamnaceae. Gene Ontology annotation, biological process: defense response. The coding region runs from base 104 to 556 and encodes 150 amino acids. The transcript is spliced from 2 exons.
GUCACUGCGUAGUGUUUUUCAACCUCAGCCUCCUCUAGCUGCCAUUUAGUUGUCUUAGCUUAGCUAGUGUUAGGUUAGCGAAAGAGUAUUUGAAGAGAAAAGCAUGGCUUUGGUAUGUAAACUUGAGACUGAAGUGGAAUUCAAAUCCUCUGCUGAGAAGAUGUACAACCUAAUCAAGGGCCGAAACCACCACAUCCCCAAUGUUUCAAACGGUAUUCAUGCAGUUGAUGUUCAUGAAGGUGAUUGGGAGACUUCAGGCUCUGUCAAACUUUGGAAAUACACCGUAGAAGAGAAAGAGGAAACUUUCAAGGAGAAGGUUGAGAUAGAUGAUGAAAACAAAAGGGUGACUCUGGUGUGUCUUGAAGGACAUUGCUUGGAUCAUUAUAAGAGCUACAAGGCCAGCUUCAAGGUUACUCCAAAGGGACAAAGUGGAGUCGUGGCAAUAACUUUGAAUUAUGAGAAACGACAAAACGACAGCCCAGAUGCAAACAAGUACCUUCAAUUUUUGGUCAAUGUUAUCAAAGAUAUUGAUGCAUACCUUAUCAAGGACGCUUAAUAUGCACUGCUAUUAAAGCAGUAAAUAAAAGCAUGGAAACUAUAGAUAUAUAUGUAAUUAUGUACAUCAAUAUAUAUGUCCAUCACGCAUGGUUGGUUCAUCAAUAUCCCGUGCUAUGUAUAUAUAUCCAAUAAAUGAGGCAUAUUAAUCGUUUGUUUCCCUGUGACCUUUGUAGUUUGUAAAGCUUGCUUGCAGUCUUUUAUGAUGGUUUUAAUGAAUAUUUAGUGCUCCAUUUCCUA